AUGAACGUACCCUCCUCACAGACCAGGAAGUUGUGGCACUCAGAAGAGAAAUACAAGUCUAACCCAUGGACAGCCAACACCUCAGCUGUGAAGAAAGGAGCCUGGGUCUUCAUUGAGCAGUACCACACCUGCCUGGGCAAUGACUGCCACAUCAACAAGUGGGUGUGUGGGGAGAUCGCACUCAUCCUCACCAAGAAACUCUACCGCAAGAUAGCAGGGUCUGUCACAGCCCUGAUGGGGUGGAUUCAGGAGGAGGAGAGAGAAAGGAGAGAGAAUUUUGUUCCUGAGGUCUCAGUUCUGGAUACGGAGACCAUUGAUCCUGAUCCUGACAAUAAUGCAAUGCUGAAGCUUUUGGACCUUGGCAGUCUGUCCAACCUGCAAAUCACUCAGUCUACAGCUGGGAUGAAUUUUAAAAUGGCACAUGGAGCCAUUUGA
Molecule: messenger RNA, 435 nt
Organism: Lepus europaeus (European hare)
Lineage: Eukaryota; Metazoa; Chordata; Mammalia; Lagomorpha; Leporidae
Product: small ribosomal subunit protein eS17-like
Exons: 2
Coding region: 1-435 (144 amino acids)
Biological process (GO): translation
Cellular component (GO): ribosome
Molecular function (GO): structural constituent of ribosome
Source: RefSeq, a predicted model, not a curated record